GGACAAAAGGUUUUGUUAGGUUUGGUUUAUCUAUCUCUUCGAAUUGCCGGACUCGAAGAACAGACAAAGAAGAAGAAGAAGACCUGAACAGGCGAACUGCAUCUUCUCAUCUUCAUCAGAAGAAGCAGAAACCCACUUAAUCUCACACACCAGGUGAGGUUAAUCGUGAAAGGAUAUAAUGCAUUCAAUAUCUAAGGAAGGGUAUACACCGUGAAAUGCAGAUGUUAUUGAAUCAACAAAAGCACCCUUUUUUUAUAACUAGUUAUUAGUUAGUACUGGAGGUGUCAUGUCGUGCAGUGUUUACAACACACCCGUGGAGACAAGUUUUAAUGUGCGUCAGGAUGAGGGGUUAGAAUCCUGUGAUACUUCUGCUCUUUCUGCCGAUAUAUUCAUGGAAGAUCAUUCUCUAGUUCCUGUACCCGAUGAUUCUCUAAGCUUGACAGACUAUGCAUUAGCUAUUGGGCAAGAAUUUCCUGAUGUUGAAACCUGCCGAAGAGCAUUGAAGGAUGUUGCCAUUGCAAUGCAUUUUGAUCUUCGUAUCGUCAAAUCAGAUCGAAGCCGGUUUAUAGCCAAGUGCUCCAAAGAAGGCUGUCCAUGGCGUGUCCAUGUAGCAAAAUGUCCUGGAGUUCCCACCUUUACAAUAAGAACCCUGCAUGGUGAGCAUACCUGUGAAGGAGUCCGCCACCUUCAUCAUCAGCAAGCAUCAGUAGGUUGGGUUGCUAGGUCUGUGGAAGCUCGAGUUCGGGAUAAUCCACGAUAUAAACCAAAAGAGAUCCUGCAAGAUAUCCGUGAUCAGCAUGGGGUUGCUGUUUCUUACAUGCAGGCGUGGCGUGGCAAGGAGCGUAGCAUGGCAGCGCUUCAUGGAACUCUUGAAGAAGGAUAUCGCCUUCUUCCUGCCUACUGUGAGCAAAUAAGGAAAAACAAUCCAGGAAGCAUUGCUUCAGUUUUUGCCUCUGGACAAGAAAAUUGUUUCCAGCGGCUCUUUGUUUCCUACCGUGCAUCAAUUUAUGGGUUUAUACAUGCUUGUAGACCACUUUUAGAACUUGACAAAGCACAUCUUAAAGGCAAAUACCUGGGUACAUUACUCUGUGCUGCAUCUGUUGAUGCUGAUGAUGCAUUAUUUCCACUGGCAAUAGCUAUUGUUGAUGUUGAAAGUGACGAGAAUUGGAUGUGGUUUAUGUCAGAAUUACGAAAGCUUCUUGGAGUAAACACUGACAACAUGCCUAGACUUACAAUACUCUCUGAAAGACAAAAGGGCAUUGUGGAAGCCGUGGAAACUCAUUUCCCAAGUGCCUUUCAUGGUUUUUGUCUGCGUUAUGUAAGUGAAAAUUUCCGUGAUACAUUUAAGAACACAAAGUUGGUGAAUAUCUUCUGGAAUGCUGUUUAUGCUCUCACUGCAGUUGAAUUUGAGAGCAAGAUUGCAGAGAUGAUGGAGAUCUCACAAGACGUGAUUCCAUGGUUUCAACACUUCCCUCCUCAACUUUGGGCUGUAGCAUACUUUGAAGGUGUGCGAUUUGGCCAUUUUACCCUCGGGGUGACAGAGCUGCUGUAUAAUUGGGCCCUUGAAUGCCAUGAGCUCCCUAUUGUGCAAAUGAUGGAGCAUAUUCGUCAUCAGUUGGCAUCGUGGUUUAAUGAUCGUAGGGAUAUGGGCAUGAGGUUGACAUCGAUUCUAGUACCUUCUGCUGAGAAGCGAAUUUUAGAGGCAAUUGCUGAUGCUCGCUGCUAUCAAGUGCUUCGUGCAAAUGAAGUUGAAUUUGAAAUUGUAUCAACUGAACGGACAAAUAUCGUGGAUAUAAGAACUCGAGUGUGCUCAUGUCGUCGUUGGCAUAUAUAUGGUUUACCUUGUGCGCAUGCUGCUGCUGCACUUAUUUCUUGUGGACACAAUGUCCCUUUAUUUGCUGAGCCUUGCUUCACAGUAGCAAGUUACAGAGAGACCUAUUCACAAAUGAUUCAUCCUAUUCCAGACAAGAGCUUAUGGAAUGAGCCCAGUGAAGGAACAGAGGGUGGGAGCGCCAAGGUUGAUAUCACGAUUCGUCCACCCAAGACUAGGCGUCCCCCUGGCAGACCGAAAAAGAAGGUCCUUCGUGUAGAGAACUUCAAGCGCCCAAAGAGAGUUGUUCAAUGUGGUCGGUGCCAUAUGUUAGGACAUUCUCAAAAGAAAUGCACCUUGCCAAUAUGACCUGAAGUAGCUCGUUAGAUCUUUCUUUCUUUUUCCCUCCCUUGUUUCUGGCUCACUUUCCUUUCAUUGUUCGAAAAAUGCAAUAGAGUCAGUGGGAUGUUUGUAAUGAUAAUGUAUGUUUUAAUUAAGUAGUUUCUAUAAAUGUGAAAUAAGGAUUCAGUCCUUUUCGGCACAGUUC
Rosa chinensis is the source of this 2357-nucleotide messenger RNA. RefSeq lists its product as uncharacterized. Gene Ontology annotation, molecular function: zinc ion binding. NCBI's taxonomy places the organism in Eukaryota, Viridiplantae, Streptophyta, Magnoliopsida, Rosales, Rosaceae. The record is from RefSeq and is a predicted model, not a curated record. Bases 287 to 2179 code for a protein of 630 amino acids. The transcript has 3 exons.